Amoebophrya sp. A25 is the source of this 2582-nucleotide messenger RNA. NCBI's taxonomy places the organism in Eukaryota, Dinophyceae, Syndiniales, Amoebophryaceae. The record is from the annotation of a GenBank genome assembly.
UCCAAAAGAUCCUAGACAGAUUGACAAAGGAGAUCUAGAAUCUGUUUCACACAUGAGAUCCUCUAAAUUCGCAUCAGGCCAUGCAUUUAGCCCAUGAAUUUAGAAAAAAAAACGUCUUCCCCACGCCCUUUCCAUUGUCUGCUACUGCGGAAGAUACUGUGUAAGAUCCCGAUGAAGCUCUAUUCUAUCACUGUACUAUCACUUAAUAAGUGAAUUUCAGAUCAAGAAGCAACCUUUGGAUAACGUGACUGCCAAAGGACCACAAAAACGGGUGACGAUUUUAUUGGUCAUGAUUUUAACUUACUCAACAGCAAUCAGAAGAGAAACAAGAUAGAACAUAAGGAUUACUCCGACUUGGACUUCGAGAAGAUGAUUUGUUGUUUAUCCACACGUCGUAGCUGUCUCGCUUAGCUACCAUUGGUAAGAAACGUACAUCACCAUAGGAACGUAUUUCUUUUGCUCAGUAGGAACGUAGUUCUUUUCCUUAGCCAGCGCCAGUACAACUGGUAAAUGAUAUCACCAAUUUUUUCUGGUGUUGUUCUUUUUCUUCCUAGUUAGGCUUUGACCACAAUAUCAUCACCAUGGCGCUCCCCGGAGAAAGUGGAGAAGGAGAAUCCUACACCGUGUCUCUGUCCUCCGUUGAGGAAACAGAGGCACUAGGCGGACUACUGGCGUCUCUCUCUAAGCGUGGCGAUGUCAUUUUUCUACACGGCGAACUUGGUGCUGGCAAAACGGCUUUGAGUCGUGGCUUCUUGCGCUACUUCUUUCUGAACUCCGAGUUGGAUGUGCCGAGUCCCACCUACCUGCUGCAUUUCGUGUACCAACAGGAUGCGCCAACAGAAGCAAAAAUGAUCACUGAAGAAACUGUGACGGAUGGUGGUGAAGGAGCAGAGGUGGAUACAGCGACGACUAGUGUUUCUGUUUCAUCCACUAAACAGGCGACCUCAGUAGACUCAGCCUCACAGAAAGAAGAGAAGAAGAUCGUGUUUAAGGCUUCCCGAUUUGCGCAUAUUCCAGACUGUGCGGUGCACCAUUUAGACCCUUAUCGACUUGCAGUGGGAAAAAUCGCAGCCCUUGUCGAUUUCGAGACCAUGUUUCGCGACGAAAUUUCCCUCAUCGAAUGGCCAGAGAGACUAGGAAAAGAAAUUGCCGUACCAGCAGAGCGAUUACUGCACGUCCACCUGAGCGGCGUUGGCGUACAAGCAGAAAACCGAAAAGCUAAAAUUGUGUUUGGAUCUACUACUUCUGAUACUUUUGGGGAACAACAAGUAUUAAAUGUAAAAUCCGCUACUUCGAAGACUUCAUCUACUCUCGAAGAUCAGCAUUCGUCUGCUAGUACUACACCAGUUUCCUGUACUUGGUCACCUCGACUUGCGAACUUGAUAGAUGCAGAGAGAGACGGUCAGAAACAGAACACUGACGCGAAAGAGAGAUCUUUAUCAGAGGCGUUGGAACGAUUUCGUACAAAAGAAGCAGCCUGGAUUUUUGGAGAGGGCGAGCUGACCCCUGAAACAAGUGCAUCUUCCGCGUUGAACGAUUCCAAUGCCUUCACCACAACUAGAGCUGCAGAACAUCUUCGAGGACAGCAUCAGAAAGAAGGUGAAAAAAAGUCGAAGAUGAAGAGCGCCACUUCUUUGCCAUCUUCGUUGUUGGACGAAAGUGGCAAGCGAUUGCAGCGGCCACUCGUAGUUUUGGGAAUUGAGAGUAGUUGCGACGACACCGGAUGCGCCAUUGUGACCAGUGACGGUCGUAUUUUGGGAGAAUGUGUGGCGUCGCAAGCGGGCAUUCACGAAGCCUGGGGAGGCGUGAAGCCGGAUGCUGCCCAGAAAGCGCACCGGGACGCGAUUCAUGAAACGGUUGAGACCUGCAUCGAACGCGCAAAGGCAGCGUGUGGUGUCCAACAUCAAACUACUUCUAGUGAGAAAGACGCCUCUACUUCCUCCUCUGCAUCAACACCUUCUAAUGAGAAAGAUACUUCCUCCUCUUCCGUCAAAACAGCACCAGAAUUUUCGUCCUUAGCAGACAUUGAUGCCGUUGCAGUGACAGUAGGGCCAGGAUUGGGACUGUGUUUGUCGGUAGGCGUAGAAAAAGCCGUAACACUGGCUACAGAAUUACAGAAGCCUCUAGUUCGCAUUCACCACAUGGAGGCACAUGCAAUGAUGACACGCAUGCCAUUGAAGAAAGACGUGGAGAUUCCGGACUUUCCGUAUUUUCGAUUCAUUAUGUUUGCGAGAUGCAUAUGAGAAAGAAGUUUUAGUUUGAUCACCGUAUUUUCGAUUUAUUAUGUUUGCGAGAUGCAUAUGAGAAAGAAGUUUUAGUUUAACUUCUAUGUAGUCUUCUUGUUCUUUUAGCUUUGACUCUUUUUUAAUCGUGUAUGUUCCCUUUUUUGUCAAGCAGGUCAAACAAUCUUCAAAACUCAUGUACUUAAAAUUCGAUCUUCUAGUACAUCUUCAUGUCUCGUUCUCCGAUCCUCAAUCACAAUACCACAGGUAUCUGACUUUGUUAGUGUCUGGCGGCCACAACAUGGUUGUGUUAACGGAAGGUCUAGGCCAGCACCGUAUUUUGGGCAGCACGCUGGAUGA